Alosa sapidissima (American shad) is the source of this 6215-nucleotide messenger RNA. RefSeq names its product beta-1,4-N-acetyl-galactosaminyl transferase 3b (gene b4galnt3b). Gene Ontology annotation, cellular component: Golgi cisterna membrane. The transcript is spliced from 20 exons. The record is from RefSeq and is a predicted model, not a curated record. Bases 261 to 4100 code for a protein of 1279 amino acids. NCBI's taxonomy places the organism in Eukaryota, Metazoa, Chordata, Actinopteri, Clupeiformes, Clupeidae. Gene Ontology annotation, molecular function: acetylgalactosaminyltransferase activity.
GGGAAUGAGACAGAAAGAGGUCCGUCGAACUGGCCGUGCGCUACUCUCGAGCGCGGCAGCCGAGUCCCCAGUGAAUGUCGGAAACCGGCUUUGUGAGUCUUACGGAAUAAAUGUCACAUUGAAAAUAGUCGAGUGCAACAUACAUUAAGAAGUAGUCUGUUGAUCUGCUCGCUGUUCGUGAAAUUCUCUCUCCGGCCGCGUUCCCUCCGGAGGUUAUAUGAACUGGAUCAUCAGGGAGCAAGAGAGGAGGAGAAUUGGAAAUGUGGAAGACAUUUGUCCCCGCGCGCAAGCUGCUGCGUAGCGGGAAGUACCUGUUGCUCGCGCUGCUGCUUUGCUGUGCGCUACUGACUUACCUACAGUUCGCCGCCACCAAUGAUAUGGACACAAUCAAAACCAGUGGCUACAUUGACACACUUGGGAUAAGAGCAAGAAGGGAGCCUCUAAGAGUGUGGCAUAUGGAUGCAGAGUCAGACGAAUCCUGGAAAACACACACUUCUCCAACAUGGAGUUCAGAGUAUCAGGGCCAGGCGAACCUGCACAUCUUUGAAGACUGGUGUGGAAGCUCAGUCCAGCAGCUCAGAAAAAACCUCCAUUACCCACUCUAUCCUCAUUCCCGCUCCACCAUAAGCAAGCUGGCCAUUGCUCCCAAGUGGACAAACUAUGGCUUGCGGAUCUUUGGCUACCUCCACCCAUACACAGAUGGUGAGUUUGUGUUUGCUGUAGGUUCUGAUGAUAAUUGUGAAUUCUGGCUGAGUUCUGAUGAGUCUCCAAACAAUAUACAACUACUAGCCGCAGUCGGGAAGACAGGCAAAGAAUGGUCGGCCCCAGGGGAAUUUGGAAAAUAUGCCUGUCAAAUGUCAGAGCCAGUCCCACUUCUAAUGAAGCAGAGGUACUUUUUUGAACUCAUCCACAAGCAGGAUGACAAGGGGACAGAUCACGUGGAAGUUGCGUGGCGACUGAAUAAGGCUGACUUGGAGUUUGCAGUUGUUGACUCCCAACACAUCUCCCUCUACACCAAUGAAUCAUCUCUGAAGAUGAGUGAUGUGGCUCACAUUCCUCAGACCAUGGCCAGUCAUGUAACCCCACCCUCUAAGAGACCUCAGGCCACGCCCCACGGAGCGGACAUGCUGCAAGAGGAUCCCAGAGACACAUUCUACCAACUUCCACUGAUAAAUCCUUUAGACCUGAAGAACAUCCUGCCGGACUGUCCCUACAAUCCUAGUUACACCAUUAAAGAUUUCCCUCUCUCCCGCUAUCAGGGCCUGCAGUUUGUUUAUCUCUCUUAUGUCUACCCCAAUGAUUACACACGGCUCACACACAUGGAGGAAGACAACAAAUGCUUCUACAAGUCAGUGUAUCAUCCCAGACUGGGCUUCGCGUGGAACAUGAAUCUGGAUGGUGUCGACCGUGACAGUGACCUCAAACAUUCAGAGCUGGAUUGGGGGGAGUCGCGUGCCAGAGAGAUAGACAGAGAGAUUAACGGAAAUGAGAUCCCUGAUUAUGGAGAUGAUUACGAUGACUAUGCCCACCAUCGCCAGCGUAAGCUCUUCAGUCUCAACAGGAAGAACAUUCCACCUUUAGAACACCAGGUCCCAGCAGGCCAGCUAGAGAACCUGCCAAAAAAUAAAUCAUCCAGACCUCGAGGGAACCCAGCAAGCCAGCCAAAGAAACCACCAGAACAUUCAAAGAACAUCUCUAAAGAGGGGCAGAAUCUGGAUGGAGAGGGGAAUAACCAACUCAGGAAACCACAGAACUCAAUUGAGAACCAACAAGGGAAUGAGCAUCCAGUACCGGAGCAGGAACCAGUUAGAGUUGAGAAGCGGAGACAUGGGCAGAGACAGAAUCAAAGAGAGGGGCCUGUAAUUGCUCAGAGACUGGCUGAAGACCCUCCCAGGGAAGGACCUCACCAUGACACCUUAAUGGGAGAACAGCACAUGCCCAAGCUAAACCUGGAACAGGAGCCACAGCCAGUCAGAGACAAGAGGGAAAGGGCGCAACAGCGGAGAAGAAGAAACAGAGCAAAGGAACCUGCAGGAGAGGAGAAUCGAAGGGAGGAACAUCUCAGAGGAGGAGAAGGAAGAGGAGGAGAACGUGAAGGACAGCAGAACAUCCCCAAUAUAGCCCAGCAGCUAUCACAGAACCUUCACAAGGAGAAGGAGAUGCCUGAGAAAGCAGCUCCACAGCACCAGCGCCACCCUGUGGAGAGGGAGAAGCCAGUGUCGGCCAAGGGCCAACGGCAGGGCAAGAGACCAGCCAGAGGGGAGUGGGAUGUGGGUGCGUCUCUCCCAAAAUCACACAACCUUCCCAAAGCAGCAGAGGGUCAGCAUAAGGAUGUUCAUCCUCUAAUCAGAGAAGAGGCUCCACCCAAAUAUGUGCCUCUCCCAAUCAGAGAAGAGCAGAAUCCACCCAAAGACCCUCAUCUUCCAAUCAAAGCAGACCGGAAUCUACUCAAAGAGGGUCAACUUCCAAUCAGAGGAGCACAGGAUCCACCCAAAGCUGCUCAUAAUCCAAUCAGAGGAGAUCAGAAUCCACCCAAAGAGGCUCAUCAUCCAAUCAGAGGAGCACAGGAUCCAUCCGAAGAGGCUCAUCUACCAAUCAGAGGAACACAGGAUCCACCUAAAGAGGCUUAUCAUCCAAUCAGAGGAGAUCGGAAUCCACCCAAAGAGGGUCAUAUUCCAGUAAGAGGACCCCAGGAUCAACUCAAUCAGAAACAGGAAGUGGACGAGGACUCCAACAGAGCAUUACCAAAAAUAGACCUCAGAGACAAGCAGGACUGGCAGGACAAACUGGACCGGAACCAAAACAAGCUUUAUGUGGAAACAGCACGCAAAGACAAGUUGUCUUUGAUUGAUGGAGAGAUAGCCAAUGACAUUAAUAAACACAGCAAGCAGAUUCAGCUCCAGGCAGCUCCUCCCCCACUAGUAGCUGGCAACAGUGUCCAUGGCAAGGAGGAAGAGGCGGAGCCAGAGGAGGGCGAUGCGCCUGACGGAAAUGGAACCAAUGAGGAGUAUGACGACACUGAUCAGUGGCAGAAAUGGGAUGAUUGGGAAGAGCAGGUGCCCUAUGACCCGGAAGUGAACUGGGCACAGACGUUCCAGCUGAAUCCUAUGGAUCUUCACAAGAUACGCAGUGACUGGAUAGACCUGAACUGCAAUGUGUCGGGAAACCUGCUUCUCAGCCAACCAGACGCACUGCGUGCCGUUCAGGCCUUUAUGGAGAAACUCAACAGGAAAACCCAGAAGCAGUACACUCUUGUGCAGGUGGUGAAUGUUGAGAAGCGUGUGGAUGUCAUGCACGGCAGCCGUUACCUGCUGGAACUGGAGCUCUUGGAUGCCAAGGGGCAUCAGGUGCGAGUGUCACAAUAUGUCUACCUUCUCCCCGGUCGCCAAGGAUACAUCCAUGGUAGCCAAGAACCAUUGCUAUGCAACCCAGUUGGCUUCCAGUGGAACCCCAGAGCCACCGUCCAUUUUAUUGUUCCAGUGAAGAACCAGGCUCGUUGGGUGCAGCAGUUCAUAUCUGACAUGGAGGAGUUGUACGAGGCCACGGGGGACCAGAACUUCAACAUCAUCAUCACUGACUACGAGAGCACAGAUAUGGACAUCCUGCAGAGCCUCCAAAAUGCCAGCCUGCCAAGCUAUCAGUAUGUGCGGCUGAAUGGAAACUUUGAGCGAGCUGCCGGACUACAGACUGGAAUAGAACUCAUCAAAGAUGAGCACAGUAUUGUGUUCCUGUGUGAUCUGCAUAUCCAUUUCCCCAUGGGCUUCGUGGACAGCGUGAGGAAACACUGUGUGGAGGGCAAGAUGGCCUUCGCUCCCGUGGUCAUGAGACUCAACUGUGGAGCUACACCUCAGGAACCAGAUGGGUUUUGGGAGGUGAAUGGCUUUGGCUUGUUGGGUAUCUAUAAGUCUGAUCUGAUCGCUGCUGGAGGAAUGAACACUCAUGAGUUUACCAAUCGCUGGGGAGGAGAGGACUGGGAGUUACUGGACAGGAUCCUGCAGUUGGGGCUUGAGGUGGAGCGUCUCCACUUAAGGAACUUCCUGCACCACUACCACUCCAAACGUGGCAUGUGGAACCGACAGAUGCUCAGAAUGCCCACGUAACCAUGGCUACCUGCUCGCCAACAGUCAACAGGGCACUUUAAAUACUCUACCAGCCACAGGCAUUCCAGCAUUGUGAUUGGUUGACCUUCUGUGUCAGGUAUAUACAGUCUCAGGAGCACGAAAGGAUUUCUCUUAUCCUGUCUGGGAUUGAUUAAUAAUCCUGUUGACAUUGCACUCCUGUCUGGGAUUGAUUAAUAAUCCUGUUGACAUUGCAACUCUGUUUUUUUCUUUCUUGUUUUUUUUUUUUUUUUUUUGGCAAGGAUUUCUACUGAAGAGAGAACUGUGAAGAAUGUGUGUUUAUACAGUCAGUCAGGUCUGUAGGUUGGUGAAGUAUUUGUUUAUUUAUUUAAUUUUUUUUUUUACAUUGUUUGUAAGUGACAUGUCUUUGAAUGGAUGGAUUGUCCUCUGGAUUUUAUAUGUACACCUUCACACACACCCUUUCCUGGCAUUUUGGAGCUUUUAUCUGUGUGUUGCUACAUCAUCCCCACAGGGACAAAAUGGCCUAUUCCUGCAAUAAAACAACAAAAACAUACUGUACAACAGUAUUUGAGUGUUGCACAAGGAUCUUGUGUCUCUCCAUGUGAGGCCAGAAGACAAAUUGAAGUUGCUAUUCCUGCCAAAGACUGAAGCCAUUGUGAGAAGAUAAUGAUGUGCCUUCCAGCACUAGCAAAGAAGCUGCUGUUCAACAGAUUUCACCUCCUGAACCAAAGGGGAUAUAUCAUGACAUUUAACUUACGAAGGAGUUAUGACUCUAUAGAUACAUCAAAGAACACUUGAUAGAGAGUAUUUUUUUUUUUUAAUCAGCUUAAGUCAGUUGUGUCAGUUGAGCGAUACAGCACAAUGAAUAACCAGAGUUGAUAGUAUGCAGCUGGUACUAUACUAACUGGAGAGUCUAUUGUUGAGCAGGCCUGUGUGGAAUGCUACACCAUGAAACUAGUAAAGAUGAUACAUCUUUCAUAACUACAUAUUGAGAUGUUUUUCAUACAUAUUUUCAGACGUGGAAAAGAAAAAGGAUAAACUCUUCUGAAUUUGUUGAUGAGCUGGAGACUCCAUGUGUGAAGUAGCCACACACCACUGAAAAAAGUGCCCAAGGCUGUCUGUGGUUGCUGAAGUGAUGUGUAAUCCUAGAGUCGUCUUAUGUCUCAGGUCCCACUGUAAAGGUACUUCAGCCUGCGGUCUAAAGAGAGUGCCCUCCAUAGGCCAUCUUAGUCUCUCUGUCAGUUUUAGGUCUUUCAUCUCUCUCUCUCUCUCUUUCUCUCUCUCUAUUUCUCUCUCACUCUCUCUCUCAUGCUCUAACCAAGCAUGACCCCUCCAGACUUUUUGGAAGGUUAAGAAGAGGUUUCUUCUUUGUCCUCACCGCCUGAGGAGACGAAGCACAGGGCAGAUUUAGGAUGUCCUAGCACACUCUGUUCAGGACUCUGUUCAGGUCGCCCUGCCCGACCACAGGAAAAACAUGCUUAAUGAGCUGUUGUGUUGUCUUGUCUGAUGAAAUAACCAAAAAUGUUAUGAAAUGUUUGUGGAACUUCUUAGGCCCAUGUCAGUGUGUGUGUAGACUAUCUGUGAAACCCUAUUGUAGAUAUAUGCGGGUGGAGAUCGCUCAGGUUUGCCUGGUCAGUAUGGAUGGUGUAUGUUUGAAAUAAGUCAUUGCAGUCAUUGGUAUGAAACUGUUAUUUCUGGUAUGAAGGUGUUCCUUUUUCCUCUAUGUAAUGUUUGAAGCUAUGCAGCUAUACAUUCCAGUCCUUUGCACUAUACUGAUAGCCUUGUUGACUCAGGGGUGCCUUAAAGGUCAGACUUUUUAGUUCGGAAAUAAAAGAUAAGUCAAAAGCCUGUUAUAGGCGACUGUGAGAUUAAAUGCUGAAAUUGGGUCUUUUUUUUAAUAAGGCCAGCGCAAUACAGGCACAUAGUCCCUUAAGUUUCACAUCACUGUAGUCUUAAGAGCAGAAAAGAAAGGUGUGAACUUCUGGUAAGUGAAAACUGUGCUUUGAGACUUUGUAAGCUAAAACCUUUUUUCAAUCAAAUUUUUUUUAAGUUUGAGAGGCCUUGUCUUGAAGAAAAGUGCACCAAUGUCUUCAAGGGUGGUUGUUACAAUAAAUUGUUUUUACAUUCUUUGCUUUA